AUGGGUCACGGUUCAGCAGAUCACUCCAGAGAUCCCUGUCCCUGGGUAAUUCUUAAUGACCUUGGAGGUGCGUUCGUCAUGGGCGCUGUUGGUGGUGGUAUUUGGCACUCUGUAAAAGGCGCAAAGAACUCUCCACGGGGUGAGCGCAUGGUCGGUGCUGUAUCAGCGAUGAAGGCACGCGCACCAGUACUUGGUGGCAACUUUGCAGUGUGGGGUGGUUUGUUCUCGACGUUCGACUGUGGUUUGAAGGGAAUUAGACAAAAGGAGGAUCCUUGGAACUCGAUCCUGUCGGGUGCUUUGACUGGUGGUGUCCUGGCAGCCCGAGGAGGUGCAAAGGCUGCCACUGUAUCGGCAGUUGUCGGUGGUGGUUUGCUUGCUCUCAUCGAAGGUAUCGGUAUUGCCAUCUCGAGAUGGACUGCCGAACAGAAUAAACCCGUAAUGCCUCAACUUUAG
This is a messenger RNA of Zychaea mexicana, 453 nucleotides long. Its product is annotated as mitochondrial inner membrane translocase subunit Tim17/Tim22/Tim23/peroxisomal protein PMP24. Gene Ontology annotation, biological process: protein import into mitochondrial matrix. Gene Ontology annotation, cellular component: TIM23 mitochondrial import inner membrane translocase complex; mitochondrial inner membrane. The transcript has 4 exons. The record is from RefSeq and is a predicted model, not a curated record. Gene Ontology annotation, molecular function: transmembrane protein transporter activity. NCBI's taxonomy places the organism in Eukaryota, Fungi, Mucoromycota, Mucoromycetes, Mucorales, Lichtheimiaceae. The coding region runs from base 1 to 453 and encodes 150 amino acids.